GUGUGUCGUAGGUCUUGGUACGUAAUUUCUUGACCUACGCAGCAUCAAUAUCGAUUGGAAUUCGACCUAGAAAUAGCAGGUUGUUGACUAUUUGUGCUUGAAUAUCAAGCCGAAUAGAGAUUCAAUCGAACGUUGGUUUCGCUCGGAGUAAAACUAAAAAUAUCUUUUAUCAGCGUGUCCAUUAGCCCUGAAACUUUUUGAGGUUAGGAUAAUGGUGAUGCUGGCGUGUGACCGUAGAUAUGCUCACCAACAUGCUUCAAUUUGUGCUUGAGGUCAAGGUAGAUUUUUAAUCAGAGUUGAUAUGUAACUGUCAACCAGUGGGAGGUCUGGGGUUCAUUAAUGUUCUGGACUUCACAGCGAAAAGGAAAAGUCUUGAAUAUUUUGACUUUGAAAAAGGGUCGUACCUGUGAGGCGGACUCAACUUCCGCAGUUGCAAACAGCCGAUUGAGGCUUUGUGCGUGAGUUUCGUAAGUUUUCGUUCUGAAAGUAUAACUGUAAAUUGAAAGACAGUAGGUACGUUGACGAGGAUUCUUGGCAGUUCAAAAGUUGAGGUCCAGUUCGAAAAAAUGGUGGUGCCACAUGGAUUACGAUUUUUAACAUUAGGCUUCAGCACCAUGGUACAAAAAGGACCAAGACCUUUGACCAUCUGUGGACCAUCAGGGUCAGGAAAAAGCACCUUACUAAAACGUCUUCUUGAAGAAUAUCCUGAUACAUUUGGAUUUUCUGUAUCACACACAACAAGAAAUCCACGGCCUGGUGAAGAGAAUGGAAAACACUAUCAUUUCAUCUCUAAAGAAGAGAUGCAGAAGGAAAUUGAUGAGGGAAAGUUCAUUGAAAGUGCCAUUUUCAGCAACAACAUCUAUGGAACCAGUAAACGUGCAGUUGAAGAAGUUAGGCGUCAUGGAAAAGUAUGUGUAUUGGACAUCGACACCCAGGGUGUGAAACAAAUACGGAAAACCACUCUUGAUCCGAUUCUCGUCUUCAUCAAACCUCCAUCAAUUGGAGAAUUGGAACGCAGAUUGAGAGCAAGAAAGACAGAAACUGAAGAAUCAUUACAACAGAGGCUAGCUAUUGCUGCAAGUGAAAUGGAAUUUGGUGCACAGCCAGGCAACUUUCAUAUUAUUAUUGAAAAUGACAACGUUGAUAAAGCGUAUGAGCAGCUACGCGAAUUUGUAAUCGGGGAAAUCAACCAGCAGCGUCAAGCAGAAGCUUAAGGUGAAACCGCCACGGGACACGUGACAUUGCCGCAGGCCUUUCUCUUUCGAAUGAUAUUAACCAUUUGUCUCGUAAUAAUAGUUAUCAAGCUUCUGCAAGAAAACUAAUACAAGAUUGUAUAAAAUGGUAUCUUUUUACUGUAAAAGGGUAACAAUUUUCACGCCAUUUUGUACCAUGCUUCAGAUAAUUUUUGUUCUAGUUAUAAUUUCCAGUUGCAAAUUUUUGUAUUAUAGUAUAGAGUGAAGCUGUUUCAAACUGGUGUGAAAGCGUCUUUUGCAUGGAAUGUUUGUGAUAUGUCAUGGAGUUUGAUGAAGAUUUACUCCACAAGCAACAUACCAUCAGUAUUCGAUGGAUUUAUUACAUUUGCUGUAAUAAAUAUACAAUUUUUGUAGUAUAGUAGGCUAUAAAAGGGUAUGAAGACAAUUAAUCUCGAAGAUAUGGAUUAUAAUGUAGGUGGAAUAGCAACGUGUUUGCUGUCCAUGAAGACCUCGAACAAAGGUGAUAACUGCUCCACCAGAGAAACCUAAAGUUAGUCGAACCAAGGUAUUUGUGACAAAUAAUACUACCCUGAUUUUAUUUUUAAUCAUUGCAUAUUAGCGAACGUAUGCCUGUGUAUAAUAGUGAUGAUAAUAAUAUUGAUUUGAAUGAUAAUAAUAAUGGUGACCAGUACUUCUCCGAUUACUAUUGCUGAAGUAAUUUCUAAUUAACUGAUACCAUUUAUACUGGAGUAAACCGGUUACAACCUGAUGAUGGAUUACAGUUUUUUCGUUUUGUACAAUUCGUAAACUGCAAUCUCGCACUGUUCAGAUGUUGUAAUAGUUCUACCGAUAUGAAACCAGACAAAGAAAUAUCAUAUUUAGUGAUAACAGAAAUUACUUCGAUAUGCAAUUUUUUUUAAUCAAUAUAACUUCAUUGAAAUUAUUUGAAUACAUUAAUUGAAUUAAAUUCUUCCUCCUGUUUUAAUUAAUCCAAUUUUUCUACGUUUUACCCACAUCAUUAGGAUAUGAAUUAUAAUUGUUAAUUUUGUCAGAAUUAUUUCACGUAUUUACGAUACUUCACUUAAAGCCAACGUUAUCGCGGAAUAAAUUUUUAUCAAGUCACAGUUAUUAGUCACUAAUACGAAGUAUUUAAUGCUGUAUUGUGCAUAAUGAAACAUGAUGACUUGUGCGAUUUUUUAUGAAAGUUGAUUUAUCAAAUACGUAUCUGCAUUUUAUUCACGUAUACAUAUACACAGGUCUGUUACAUACCUCCCACCCUGAAAAUAAUGUAAUAUUCUAUCCGAUAAAUUUAAAGGUAAAACUAGACUUAGCAAACUGAGACUAUUCACCAAAAGAAGUUGUGUUCCAAUAGAGUAGGUUACUUAUAAAACGAUUGCGAUUUUCUCCUGAAUUUUUGAUAAAAACUCGAACUUCAAGAGUUUCGGAAAAUUUGAAAAUGUGGAAGAAAAGUCGCAUGCAAUCACCAUCAGAUCAUUCAAGUCAUUCUUUCCAUCGCGUUUCGCUUGGGAUUUCAUGCGGAUGUUCAAUUUUUACAACCGUACUUUCCUAUAUUCGCUCGUUUGAAAUCAUCUAAUAAUUAACAUUAACUCUAGCAGAUUGUAGUUCGGAAUAUCGCGUUUAAUUUUUAAUAUUUAUUUUAAGAUGUCCGAAUCAACAAGGUUCAUAUAAUUCUAUUAUUGACAACUUGCGAAAUCUCAGUUGUGCAGCCAGGCACUUCGGUACCAAAGCUGACUAAAAAAUUGUCGGAUACAUACCCGUCAGAAUCUAAAUAUCUACAAUCAAAUUUUCAUCAUCACUUAUGUUUUAGUCAUUUUUCGAAAUAUCCAUCGUUCAUUCCUCACCAUAUACACACAUGUUCUAUGGGUAUUCUAUAGAGAAAGUUGAUGGGAAAAACAUGUUUUAAUGUCUGUUUAUACGUAUAGCUCUUUAUUCGUAUUAAUAGUUGGCAUAACAAAACGUUGUGAUUGUUAAUAUGUAUGUGUAAAAAAAGUAACGGUUACUGUUAAAAAUAAUUAUGGUAAUACCAUGCUAAAUUGUAAAAUAUUAAUAAAAGUUUAUCUGUUCCGAAGAAA
This is a messenger RNA of Athalia rosae (coleseed sawfly), 3286 nucleotides long. RefSeq names its product guanylate kinase. Gene Ontology annotation, molecular function: GMP kinase activity. Gene Ontology annotation, cellular component: cytosol. Lineage: Eukaryota; Metazoa; Arthropoda; Insecta; Hymenoptera; Athaliidae. Gene Ontology annotation, biological process: purine nucleotide metabolic process. The transcript is spliced from 7 exons. Bases 567 to 1214 code for a protein of 215 amino acids. The record is from RefSeq and is a predicted model, not a curated record.